AUGGCAGCCAGCUCAGACAUCCACUUGUACACUGCUCAGACGCCCAAUGGCAUCAAGGCGUCCAUCCUACUGGAGGAGCUGGGUCUGCCAUACAAGGUGACGGCAGUCGACAUAAGCAAGAAUGUCCAGAAGGAGCCAUGGUUUCUCGCGAUCAACCCCAACGGCCGCAUCCCUGCUAUGACGGACAAGUUCACCGAUGGCUCGAUUAUCCGCCUCUUUGAGAGCGGCUCCAUCCUCCAGUACCUGGUGGAUCGCUAUGACACUGAGCACAAGGUCUCAUACCCCCAAGGUUCCAAGGAAUACUACGAAGUGAACAACUGGCUCUUCUGGCAGAUGGGAGGUCUAGGACCCAUGCAGGGCCAGGCCAACCAUUUCUCCCGCUAUGCCCCUGAGAAGAUCCAGUAUGGUAUUGACAGUUGUUGGGGUUGGGUAGCUAGCCAUCACUGGGCUGGCAUCGAGCUCGACGAUAUGCCCUCACUGAAGGCUUGGCUCCAGAAGCUGCUGCUUCGGCCAGGCCUAGAGAAGGGGCGCCACGUGCCAAGUCCCCACACUGUAUUGGAAAUGGCAAGUCUCUCGGAGAAGGAGUUGGAGGAGAAGGCUGCAGCCGGACAAAGUCCUCUCUUCCACCUCAACCUCUCCGUGUCUCGCAAAACAACCACAUAUUCGCCAACCCAACAUCCGACUUUCAAGAUGGCUUGGCGGAAUCAAGGAAUCACGGGCUCGAACAAUAUCCCUUUGGGGAAGAUGCGCCGCUUUGGCGCCGACGCGUCGCCCGAGGACGACCGCCAUGGCAGCAGCCGCGCCAGCGAACGUCCCAGCGAAGACCACGAUCUGAAGCGCGGUCGCAGCCCCGAGCCGCGCAUCGACGCGGACGGAACGCGCCGACGCAGAAAGCGAAAUCGUUGGGGCGAGGCAUCGGACAACAAAGCGGCCGGCUUGAUGGGCCUCCCGACUGCUAUCCUGGCGAACAUGACAAGCGAGCAGCUCGAGGCUUACACCGUCCACCUGCGUAUCGAGGAGAUCACGCAGAAGCUCAAGAUCGAUGAUGUUGUGCCUGCGGAAGGAGACCGGUCGCCGUCUCCUCCUCCUCAGUACGACAACCACGGUCGUCGCAUUAACACCAGGGAGUACCGAUACAGAAAACGCCUCGAGGAAGAACGCCACAAGCUGGUGGAAAAGGCGUCCAAGAUCUUCCCCAACUACCACCCUCCCCAGGACUACCGUCGGCCCACCAAGACCCAAGAGAAGGUCUAUGUGCCUGUGAACGACUACCCGGAAAUCAACUUCAUCGGGUUACUCAUUGGCCCUAGAGGUAACACAUUGAAGAAAAUGGAGUCCGAGUCAGGAGCGAAAAUCGCCAUUCGUGGAAAGGGCUCGGUCAAGGAAGGCAAAGGUCGAUCGGAUGCUGCCCACUCGAGCAACCAGGAGGAAGACCUUCAUUGCCUGAUCAUGGCCGAUACGGAGGAGAAGGUGGAGAAGGCCAAGGCGCUCAUCCACAACGUCAUUGAAACGGCCGCCUCCAUUCCAGAAGGUCAAAACGAGCUGAAGCGUAAGCAGCUGCGCGAACUAGCAACGCUGAACGGUACUCUGCGUGAUGACGAAAACCAAGCCUGCCAGAAUUGUGGACAGAUUGGCCAUCGCAAAUACGACUGCCCCGAGAAGCAAAAUUUUACAAACAUCAUAAUAUGCCGCGUGUGUGGCAAUGCAGGACAUAUGGCUCGAGACUGUCCCGAGCGUGCCAGAGGGACGAACUGGCGCAACGAUGGGCCGCCUGUACGCCCUGCCGGCCGGCUGGGCCCCAGCAGUGGCGGAGAUGUCGUCGACCGCGAGUACGAGCAACUCAUGCAAGAGAUUGGAGGUGGCUCGAGCGCACCAGCACGGAUCGAAGCCGGCCCUGGGUCUGCCGGCAACGGAGACGGCAAGCCGUGGCAGCGAGGCCCAACAGGUGGACCGGCUCCUUGGCGACGAAGCAACGGCCGCGACUCCGAGGGUGGUCCUGGCGGUCCCGGAGGGCCUGGCGGAUCUGGCGGUCCUGCCCCAUGGGCCCGUGAUCGCGGCUACCGAUCCAACGACAACCGCAACGGCGGCGACUACAACGGCGGCGGAUCUGGAGGUGGAUCUGGAGGCUAUGGAGGCGAAGCGAACGGCGGAGGAAACGGCGGUGCUGCGCCCGGCCUUGCUCCGUGGCAUCAGGCUCCAGGAGCCCAGUCUUAUCCUGGCUACUCCAGCUAUGGUGCUCCGCCUCCUCCUCCUGGCAUGGGUCCCCCUCCUGGACUUGCCCCUGCCGGGCUUCCUCCGCCACCUGGUGCUCCCGGGUUGGGUCCUUCUGCCGGAGUUGCGAAUGGUCUUAACGCUCUUAUUCAGCAGUAUUCUGGUUCAGGCGGACCUCAGCCACCACCUCCUCCUCCGCCAGGCGACGCUCCCCCGCCUCCUCCCAGCGAUUUACCUCCUCCACCGCCUCCUCCUGGGGCUUAG
Grosmannia clavigera kw1407 is the source of this 2475-nucleotide messenger RNA. RefSeq names its product zinc knuckle transcription factor splicing factor msl5. Gene Ontology annotation, cellular component: nucleus. The transcript is spliced from 13 exons. Gene Ontology annotation, molecular function: mRNA binding; zinc ion binding. Gene Ontology annotation, biological process: regulation of mRNA splicing, via spliceosome. The coding region runs from base 1 to 2475 and encodes 824 amino acids. NCBI's taxonomy places the organism in Eukaryota, Fungi, Ascomycota, Sordariomycetes, Ophiostomatales, Ophiostomataceae. The record is from RefSeq and is a predicted model, not a curated record.